UUUACUCGUUCUUUUCCCACUCUGUCUCACUGAGAGCGCAACCAAAAUGUGCUGAACACUCUUUGUUUGAAUCAAAUUGAUUUUGAUUAUCUGUCCGAACGACUUGAUGAUUAUGAUUGCCAUUAUUUCUUUUGUUUACGUUUGGUAGCAGUUGACCUGUAUAAAACAAAUGAUUUAACAUAAACACACAUGUAGGCAACACUUUCGAAUGUCAGUCAGCUGGUUUUUUUUCACGCAAAAUAAAUAAAAAUAAUAUGCAAUCGACACAAGGACCAAAUUUACCACUACUCAAAAAGCUCUUCGUGGAGGUACAGAAGGAAUCCCGAUCAUUUUUGUACGAUCUCAGCCAGAAGGAAUAUAAAAAUAACAAAUUGAAUCAAAUAGUUUGGGCUGAAAUUGCCGAGUCGCUUGAACUACCACAACAUGAAGUUCAAGUGCUCUGGAAACGCACCCGGAAUAAAUACAAAGCUGCGCUUGCCAAGUCUAUCUUACCCAGUGGUAGUGCGCGGCGCCCACAAAAACAGAUGGAUUUGUUCUUGUUGCAGGAAAUGGAUUUUUUGCGACCGUUUAUAGAGGAUGCCGAACCAACAUCGACGAACUACACCGACGCCAACACACAACGAAUUCAACAUUUAAUCGAUGAAAUGGCCACAGAUCCAGAGGUUAUAGACUGUUCCAUGGAUGAAUCUUCGUCAACGCCGAUUAUUCGCAAAAAGCCAAAAUCCGUGGAUUCCACUAAAGAUAUAGAGGCAAGCUUGCAACGAUUGGAAGGUACUGCGACGAAAAUCUUGGCCACUCCGCGGGACCCGUUUUAUUCAUAUUUUGAAACGGAAAUGGAGAAAUUGUGUGACCCAGUGAAAGCAGAAUUAAAAUCACAAUUCAUUACUCAAAUUUAUGAAGCUCAAAAGAACAACGAUUUUUAAUAAUUUAUUUAUGAUUCUAUUAUUAUAUAUUAUUGCACUUUAUUAAGCUUAAACUUAGUAGAGUGUAAAACCGCAUACUAAACCUUUUUCUGGGAACUCUGAUAGAACAUGAAAUUUUGUUGAAACUUUGUAGAUUAUUUAA
Molecule: messenger RNA, 1065 nt
Organism: Rhagoletis zephyria (snowberry fruit fly)
Lineage: Eukaryota; Metazoa; Arthropoda; Insecta; Diptera; Tephritidae
Source: RefSeq, a predicted model, not a curated record